This is a messenger RNA of Spirodela intermedia, 1839 nucleotides long. Lineage: Eukaryota; Viridiplantae; Streptophyta; Magnoliopsida; Alismatales; Araceae. The record is from the annotation of a GenBank genome assembly.
AUGAGCUCCUCAUGCAGGAAGAAGUUCGCCGCCAUCGGGGUGGCGGCGGUGGUGGUCGUCGCUGUCGUCGCCGUCGUCGCCGUCACCGUCACCCACCGUGGAGGGACGUCAUCUUCCUCCCUUGACUCUGAAAUGGAGGUCUCGCAGACGGUGAAGGCUAUCCAGUCUAUCUGCCAGCCCACCGACUACAAGGAGGCCUGCGUCAACACCCUCACCGCCGCCGCCGGGGCAAACGUCACCGACCCCGCUGACCUCGUGAAGCUCACCUUCACGGUGGCGAUCGAGCACGUCAAACAGGUGUUCAACCAGUCGGCGCUGCUGAAGGAGGCAGCGGCGGACCCGAGGACGAAGCACGCGCUGGAGAACUGCGAGGAGCUGCUGGAGUACGCCGUCGACGACCUGAAGAACUCCGCCGCCCAGCUGGGGGCCGUUGACCUUUCGAAGAUGAACAAGGUGGUGGAGGAUCUCAAGGUCUGGCUGAGCGCUGCCAUCACCUACCAGGAGACCUGCCUGGACGGGUUCGAGAACGCCACCGGCGACGCGGGGGCCGCCAUGCGCAAGGCCAUGAACGCCUCCAUGGCGCUGACCCAGAACACCCUCGCCAUCGUCAACGACGUCUCCUCCGUCUUCACCUCCUUCCAAAUCCCCUCCUUCACCCGCCGCCUCCUCUCCUCCGACGACCAAGAACCAGAAGACGACCAGCAGCCGCGGUGGGUGGACGCGGGGCGGCGGCGGCUGCUGGCGCUGGAGGCGGCGGAGUUGUCCGCCGACAUCGUGGUGGCCAAGGACGGCAGCGGCAACUUCACCACCAUCAACGAGGCCCUCGCCGCCGUGCCCAAGAAGAAAAACACCACCACCGUCAUGUACAUCAAGGAGGGCUCCUACGAAGAAAACGUCCAGGUCAACCGCAGCCUCACCAACCUCAUGAUGAUCGGCGACGGUCCCACGAAGACCAAGAUCACCGGCGCCCUCAACUUCGUCGACGGCACCCCCACCUUCAAGACCGCCACCUUCGGUAAUCUAAUCCUCCUCCCUCCUCCCACAAGCAAGUUCCCAACGUGAACUCUGUACUUCCAUGGCGCAGCGGUGAUCGGCGACGGAUUCAUCGCCAAGAACAUGGGGUUCGAGAACACGGCGGGGGCGGCGAAGCACCAGGCGGUGGCGCUGAGGGUGCAGUCGGACAUGUCCAUCUUCUACAACUGCCAGAUGGACGGGUACCAGGACACGCUGUACGCGCACACGAAGCGGCAGUUCUACAGGGACUGCACCAUCUCCGGCACCAUCGACUUCGUGUUCGGCAACUCGGCGGUGGUGUUCCAGAACUGCCUGCUGCUGGUGAGGAGGCCGCUGGAGAACCAGCAGAACAUCGUGACGGCGCAGGGGAGGAAGGACCGCCGGGAGCCGACGGGGAUCGUGCUGCAGAACUGCACCAUCGCCGCCGACGAGGAGUAUUUUCCGGUGAGGAGGAGGCUGAGGUCGUAUCUGGGGAGGCCGUGGAAGGAGUACUCGAGGACACUGGUGAUGCAGUCGCAGAUCGACGACCUGAUAGAUCCGCAGGGGUGGCUGCCGUGGAUGGGGGACUUCGCGCUGAGCACCUGCUUCUACUCGGAGUUUGAGAACAGGGGGCCCGGGGCGGUGACGACGCAGAGGGCGACGUGGAGAGGAGUGAAGAAGACGAGCCACGAGCGCGCGGUCAAGUUCACAGCGGAGAUAUUCAUCCAGGGGAACCGCUGGAUCAAACCCUCCGGGGUGCCCUACUUCCCCGGCCUGCUCCCCGCCCCCGCCGGCCUGGAGCCGGCUCCUCCGGCCCAUUCGCCGACUUCAUCUCCCUCUCUCUGA